Parnassius apollo (apollo) is the source of this 1278-nucleotide messenger RNA. NCBI's taxonomy places the organism in Eukaryota, Metazoa, Arthropoda, Insecta, Lepidoptera, Papilionidae. The record is from the annotation of a GenBank genome assembly.
AUGAUGGACUGUGUGGAAGAAACAAAUCAUGACCCCCUUUCUGCACCACCGGUAACAUCUCCCUCUCCUAGUGAAAACAAGACUGAAAAGAAGAAACCCAGUGAGAAUGUUUCAUUAGCUGACAAUAGCUUACUUGUGGACAUAUCAGAUGCUCUCAGUGAAAAAGAGAAAGUAAAGUUUACAGUACAUACCAAAACUACAUUACCAGAAUUUCAAAAGUCUGAAUUUUCGGUAGUUCGUCAGCAUGAAGAAUUUGUGUGGCUCCAUGACAGAUAUGAAGAGAAUGAGGAAUAUGCUGGUUAUAUUAUACCGCCAGCGCCGCCACGGCCAGAUUUUGAUGCGUCGCGUGAAAAACUUCAACGGCUUGGUGAAGGAGAAGGUGCGCUUACGCGAGAAGAAUUUUUAAAAAUGAAGGAGGAGUUGGAGGAUGAGUAUUUGGCAACUUUCAAGAAGACAGUGGCGAUGCAUGAAGUUUUUCUACAACGUUUGGCCGCGCAUCCUGUGUUCCGCAACGACGCACACCUCCGUGUAUUCCUCGAGUAUGAACAGGAUCUGUGCGCCAAGCCACGUGGUAAAAUGGACCUCAUUGGUGGAUUGAUGCGUUCUAUGACUACAACAACCGACGAAAUUUAUUUGGGCGCGACUGUGCGUGACGUAAAUGACUUCUUCGAACAGGAAACUGCCUUUCUACAAGAGUACUACUCGCAUCUUAAAGAAGCUGUUGCAAAAGUCGACCGUAUGACGUCGAAGCAUAAAGAAGUGGCAGACGCUCACAUCAAGCUGUCGUCGUGCAUAACGCAGCUGGCGACGCGCGAGCAGCCGCCCACCGAACGCUUCCUCACGCGGGCCGCAGAGACCUUCGACAAAUGUCGCAAGAUCGAAGGUCGAAUGGCUUCGGACCAAGAUUUGAAACUAGCGGAUACCCUUCGUUACUAUAUGCGGGAUGCUCACGCUGCUAAAGCCGUGCUCGUGCGGAGACUUCGGUGUCUUGCUGCUUAUGAAGCAGCGAAUAGGAACUUGGAGCGAGCUAGAGCUAAAAAUAAGGAUGUUCAUGCUCCGCUGGAGGUGCAAGAGGCGGAGCAAGUGCAGGCAGACGCGUGCGCUCGUUUCGAACAGCUGUCGGCGCGUGCUAGAGAGGAGUUGUUAGAUUUUCGCACCAGACGCGUUGCAGCUUUCCGGAAAAGCUUAAUCGAUCUUGCGGAGUUGGAGAUUAAGCACGCGGCAGCACAACAAGAGCUUUUCAGAAAGUCUCUGCAGGUGCUGCGGGAAUGCCAUUAA